Centruroides sculpturatus (bark scorpion) is the source of this 3874-nucleotide messenger RNA. It is a transcript of the gene mAChR-A, whose product is annotated as muscarinic acetylcholine receptor DM1-like. Gene Ontology annotation, biological process: adenylate cyclase-inhibiting G protein-coupled acetylcholine receptor signaling pathway; G protein-coupled receptor signaling pathway, coupled to cyclic nucleotide second messenger; chemical synaptic transmission. Gene Ontology annotation, cellular component: plasma membrane; dendrite; synapse. Gene Ontology annotation, molecular function: G protein-coupled serotonin receptor activity; G protein-coupled acetylcholine receptor activity. Lineage: Eukaryota; Metazoa; Arthropoda; Arachnida; Scorpiones; Buthidae. Bases 193 to 2010 code for a protein of 605 amino acids. The transcript has 2 exons. The record is from RefSeq and is a predicted model, not a curated record.
UCUAAAUUUAAUAAUAGUAUCAAGGACAUUGUUGCUCACAAGAAAAUUUGUUUGUUGUUUGAAUAAAUUUAUUUUAUUGUGUAGUUUUUUAUCAUAUUAAUUUCUCAACACACCCAUCGACAAAGAAUCUAUGUCUACAGCUACGUGUCAGACAGCUUCUUUGAUAAAUCUACACAGCAAUAUCAAGAAAAAAUGACGGACUCAACAACUAGACUAUUCUCUGACAUCAAAUCGACUCAGUCGUGGCUACAAGUGAAUGACACUACGUCUCCGGUUAACAUCACCCUGUUUGACAUGUUGAACCUUUCUAACACUACCGAUAACAACAUGGGAGAUGAUUUAGUUAGAAAAAGAAGUACGGCAGAGAUCAUCAUAUACGGAUUUGUUGCAGGAUUGUUGAGUUUGUCCACAGUCUUGGGCAACGUCAUGGUCAUGAUAUCUUUCAAGAUGGACAAACAGUUGCAGACCAUCAGCAACUACUUCUUACUUAGCUUAGCAAUAGCGGACUUCUCUAUAGGGCUCAUUUCUAUGCCCCUGUUCACUUUGUAUAUUUUAUACGAAAAAUGGCCACUGGGACCUUUCAUUUGUGACACAUGGCUAGCUAUUGACUACCUCAUUAGCAAUGCAUCUGUUCUUAACUUGUUGAUCAUUAGUUUCGACAGGUACUUCUCCGUGACGAGACCUUUAACGUAUAGAGCUAAAAGGACAACUAAAAGAGCAGCUUUUAUGAUAGCUUCUGCUUGGGUCAUAAGUUUGGCACUUUGGCCCCCGUGGAUAUAUGCUUGGCCUUAUAUUGAAGGUUCCAGAAAAGUUAAAGCAGGUAUGUGCUACAUACAAUUUCUAGAAACGAACCCUUUCGUUACUUUUGGUACUGCUAUAGCAGCCUUUUAUGUACCCGUUACUGUUAUGUGUGCUUUAUAUUAUAAAAUUUGGCAAGAGACAGAAAAGAGGAAAAAGGAGUUGACUCAUCUUCAAGCUGGAAAAAAAGAGGGAAGCAAAAACUCUACCUCUAGUGACGACCCCCAAGAGGAGGAGGAGAAAAAGAAAAGGAGUUACUCGUGUGUGCCAGAUGAUACCACUUAUGUACCAACGUCAUUAUAUGUACCGAAUGUACAGAAGUCACGUACGCAACGUUUAAAGGAGAGACUUUUCACUUUGUGUCGUUUGGAUAAAGACACGGAUGGUGGAGAGGAAGAUAGCACCAGUCACGGUUCUCAAGGCGCCAUAACACCCGCUUCUGUAGAAACGCCUAUUCAGUCUUCUUCCAGAACUACUUCCAUCACUUUCAAACCCGAACAGAUACACACCAUCAAACGAGCGGAUGCUGUAGCACUGGAAGACCGAAACGGCCCUAGAAGGCCGGAUUCGGUGCCAUCUACAUCUAGAGCACCUCCGCAUUCCAUCUCUUCAGAUUCAGUGUAUACGGUGCUGAUCCGACUGCCUCAACAGCCAUGUGCGGGUGAAGAAGAGUCGCCAGCAUCCAUCAAAAUGAUCUUAGAGGAGGAAGACACUGUAGCGGAAACAAAAAUGCAACCUACAAAGAGAUCAGAAAGCUCCGGAGGAAUCAGCAAACACACAGAACCACAUUCUAGACAAGGUUCAUUAAGAUUACGAGAAUCUGCCAUAGAGACAUUGAGACUACCACUCAACGCCAAAUUGGUACAUAAGCAAAUGGCUAAACAUCGCGGACCAAAGAAGAAAAGAAAACAACAAGAGCGUAAGCAAGAGAAAAAAGCAGCCAAGACUCUGAGUGCCAUUCUGUUUGCAUUCAUUUUAACAUGGACACCUUACAACGUCUUGGUACUUGUGAAAACCAUAAUUAAGUGUGAAGAAUGUAUAUCUGACACAUUAUGGAAUUUCGCUUAUUAUCUUUGUUACAUUAACAGUACGGUUAAUCCGCUCUGCUAUGCACUUUGCAAUGCAAAUUUCAGAAGGACUUAUAUUCGAAUUCUUUCUUGUAAAUGGCACAAUGAGAGAAGACAUCUUGCUAAUCACGGUUAUUUUAGCUGAGUAAGAAGUUUUCAUCAAAUUAGAAAAAUUUUCUUAUUAAUUAAUAAUAUAUAUGUCUAUAUGUUCGUAUGUAAGCACUGUGUGUUAGUAAUAGCGGGUACAAUAGAGCGUAAACACAAUCAUAAAAGUUGAUGCACCUAUCGUCAUUUUUAACUAUUUAUUUUCUUUCUUAAAAAUCACAAAAACCAACAUUUCUUUCGCUAAUUUUCAAAAUUCAUAUUCACAUUAUGCAAAAAAUUACAGUGAUAAGUGCGUAAAACUAUGGCACCAUACUCAAGGAGGUGUUCUUUUUUGGACUCAAAAAUUUACAGUAAAUUGCGAUUCACACGGUGCGAUUUUCGUUGCCGCAACAUAAACGGUAAAAUCAGCAACGAAGCCGAACUUAUUCGAAAUUUUGAUGUGGUUCAGAACGGUAAAUUUAUGUUUAACGCAGGUUGUUCGGCUUCUCUGCUUGUAGGUUGCACAGAAAUUGCAUCGUGUGAAACGAACAUAACGGUUGCAGGAGGACAAAAUUCGGCAUCUAGAGUUAGAAAAGAUGGUGCAAAAUCGUAGCAAAAUUCACAAUAAUUUUGCUACAUCGCUAUAUUCUUAAUCAAUAGUUGUGUGUUACGUGUACGUAUCGCGAUUACAAUUUUUAAAAACUCGAAGGAAUGCUCACUUAAUACGAAAAAUAUCCCCUCGUUUUAUGAGUUAAAAUAUCAAAUUUACUGAAUAAUUUAUUUUAAAAAAAACAGUAUAUUUGCAUUGCUUGUAUCAGUAUUAGAAUUAAAGAAAAAUGUUCAAGUUUAUGUUUUUAAAAUCCAGUUUUCCAAAAAGUUUCGUUAAUGUGUAGUACCAUUUUAUAAAUUCAAAAUGUUUACAGUUUAUACUUUUUAGAACAAAGGAAACUACGUGACUAUUAGUCAAAUUAUACUAUUAUUAUUAUAUGUAAAUUAUAUAUAUAUAUUUAUUCUUUGUUUUAUUGGAAGCAUUUGCAUGUGUUCCUCGAGUGCACAAACGUAAAAAAAAAUUAGAAAAAAUUAAAUGAAUGUUAUCUAACUAUGUGCAGUUUUAUGGUGCAUCAUUUAUAAGACAUACAAUUUGAAAUUUUUACAAGCGAACAAAGUUAAAUAGGGGGAAAAUAUUUAUAAAAAACACAAUAAAAGUCGUGUAUUUAUUUAAAUUAAAGUCGAAAAUAAGAAUUAAAAAAAUAAAAAAAAACAUUUUUAGAGCUGAAGCAAAGUAUAUGAAUUUUUACUAAAUAACAAUUUCUACUUUUGCCACCAUUUUUUGCCUUCAACAAAGGCAAUUAUAUAUCUAUAUAUCAGAUGGGACCAGGACUCCCCUAAGCAUACAUACAUAUAUAUAAAUUUAAAAAAAUUAUUAAACAUUUUUUUAUUUUAAUUCUAAAAAAAAUCUGUACUUUUGUUAAAGCAGCAACAUUAAUUUGAUUAAUUUUUUAAAAAUUUCGUUCGGGGGAGACAAAGCUCAAGACUGUUGCAACAGUCAACUUUUGAUAAAUAAUAUAAAAAGAAUAAUAAUAAAGAAACUAAUAAUAAUUUUUUAAAAAUAAAAUCUUAUGCAAAUAUGCCUCUAUAUAUAUAUAUAAAAAUUAAAAAAAAAUGUGACAUUAUUCUUUUAAAAAAUUAAAUUAAAAGAAUAAUAAAUACCGAGCUUUUUAAUUCUAUCAAAGUUGCACUAGUUGAUAUAUAAAAGAAAUCAUAAUAAUAAUAAUAAUUUGUACAUUUUUGUAGUGUUUAUUGUGUGACGUCUCCAUAAAAUAUUUAUUGUAUUUAAACUAUGGAAAAAAAACACUAUAUAUAUAUAAAUGGUAAUUUUGAAAAUUGUACAAAUGAUUAUUAUAAGAAAAUUACAUAUAAAUAUU